Molecule: messenger RNA, 786 nt
Organism: Ipomoea nil (Japanese morning glory)
Lineage: Eukaryota; Viridiplantae; Streptophyta; Magnoliopsida; Solanales; Convolvulaceae
Exons: 2
Coding region: 1-786 (261 amino acids)
Source: RefSeq, a predicted model, not a curated record
AUGGGAUUUGAGAAGAGGUGGGUGGUUAUUUUGAUGGAGUCUUUCAGAACUGUAAGGUAUCAUAUUUUGUAUGAGCAGCGACAAUUGGGGCCUAUCUUGCCAGGAAGGGGGUUGCGUCAAGGUGACCCUUUGUCACCUUAUCUGUUCCUGUUGGUGGUGGAAGGUUCAUAUCACUGGGGAGCACCACCGAUCUCUCAUCUGCUGUUUGCAGAUGAUUGUUUUCUGUUUCUUCGGGCAAAUGAAGGCGAGACUGUUGGUAUGAAAUACGUGUUGGACAAAUAUUCGAGAGCAUCAGGACAAAUGAUUAAUUAUGAUAAGUCUGUGGUGUAUUUUUCGAGUAAUAUGAAGCCUGCCCAGCGGACUAUGGUCACUCAAAUAUUGGGGGGGGUGGAGGGGGAUACGGCAGGAAAGUAUCUAGGGCUCCCAUCGAUAGUAGGACGGAGGAAAAAACAGAUUCUGGGUUUCCUGAAGUAUAAGAUCCUAGCCAAGGUGAGGUCUUGGAAUGCAAGGUUCUUGUCAAGGGCUGGAAGGGAGGUGCUUCUUAAGAAUGUCAUCCAGGCGAUGCCAAGCUAUGCAAUGAUGGUUUUCCUAUUGCCACGAGGGACAUGUAGGGAUAUAGAGACUAUUAUGAAUGAGUACUGGUGGACAGGAACUAUGGGAAAUGGUAAGGGGAUACGGUGGAGAUCAUGGCAAGGGUUAACAGCUCCGAAAGCAGUAGGGGGGAUGGGUUUCCGUUCUUUGCAUGAAACUAAUUUGGCACUCUGGGGAAACAAGCAUGGGGGUUGA